This is a messenger RNA of Sphaerodactylus townsendi, 6156 nucleotides long. RefSeq names its product zinc finger protein 208-like. Gene Ontology annotation, biological process: regulation of DNA-templated transcription. Lineage: Eukaryota; Metazoa; Chordata; Lepidosauria; Squamata; Sphaerodactylidae. The transcript is spliced from 6 exons. The record is from RefSeq and is a predicted model, not a curated record. Bases 181 to 4494 code for a protein of 1437 amino acids.
UCCCAAGAGCAAAGAAACCUCUUUCCAAAUACUUCGGUCCUGUUCUUCAGUCUGGGCCUGGUUGUUGCAGGGAACUACAUUUCCCAGAAGGCCUUGCGAGCACCAUUGGCGUCAACCUUGUCUUUCCCAGGCGUUCCAGGGGGCCGUUUUUCUAGAGCGGGAGAAGGAAAUCUGAGCAAUAUGGGGUCCCGCAGGGCUCCUCUUCUUCCUGGUCCCCCCCGGCUGGAGGGAGAGCCUGGCUUUUGCACGUCUGCAGGAGAGAAAUCCACAGUGUCCUUUGAGGAGAUAGCCGUGUUCUUCAAGGAGGAGGAAUGGGCUCUGCUGGAUCCAAGCCAAAGAAAACUGUUCUGGGAAGUUACGGAGGAAAAUUAUGAGAAUGUUGCCUCUCUGGUUGCAGGAAACUACAUUUCCCAGAAGGUCUUGCAAGCACCGCAGAAGUCAACCCUACCUUUCCUAGGUGUUCAUGGGGUGGUUUUUCCGCAAAGGGGAGAAGGAAAUGUAUGGAAUAUGCGGUUCCACAGGGUCUCUCUUCUUUCUUAUUCCUCCUGGUUGGAGGGAGAAUUUGGCUCCUGCACCUCUGCAGGAAAGAAAUCCCCAGUAUCCUUUGAGGAGGUAGUUGUGUCUUUCACAGCAGAGGAAUGGGCUGUGCUGGAUCCAGGCCAAAGGAAACUCUUCUGGGAAGUGAUGAAGGAAAAUUAUGAGUCUGUUGCCUCACUCGUUUCAGAUGUGAGGAAGAUGAAGUGUGAGAAAGAAUCAGGAAGGAAAGUUGUGAAAAAUGAUGAUGUACAGGUUGAAGUGAAAUCUUGGGAUCAAGCGGUACCAAAGCACGAGUGCAGAAGGAAAAGGGAAAUGAAAGAUAAGCAGAUGCAGGAAUUGAUUGACUGUCAGAGCAGAAAAAAGCCUAAGAUCUCAGCCCAAAAUGAAACACAGAAGAGAAAUAGAAGGCAUAAUACUCCUGAGAAUCAUGAAUGGUUCAGCUGCAAAUUCAGUGUUAAUACACGUCUCACUAUUACAAUGUGCUGGAUAUGUGGAAAGGGCUUCCGCUGGAGUAGUGAACUAAAAAUACAUGAAAGGAUUCAUACAGGGGAGAAGCCAUAUAAAUGCUUGGAGUGUGGAAAGUGCUUCUCUCAGAAUGGUCACCUUACUCUACAUCAAAGGGUUCACUCAGGGGAGAAGCCAUAUAAAUGCUUGGAGUGUGGAAAGUUCUUUUCUCGCAAAGAUAGCCUAGCUGCACAUCAAAGGAUUUGCACAGGGGAGAAGUCAUAUAAAUGCUUGGAGUGUGGACAGUACUUCUCUCAGAAUAACCACCUAAUUAUACAUCAAAAGAUUCACAGAGGGGAGAAGACAUAUAAAUGCUUGGAGUGUGGAAAGUGCUUCUCUCGGAACGCCCACCUUACUGUACAUGAAAGGGUUCACUCAGGGGAGAAGCCAUAUAAAUGCUUGGCGUGUGGAAAGUGCUUCUGUCAGAAUGGCCACCUUACUGUACACGAAAGGGUUCACUCAGGGGAGAAACCAUAUAAAUGCUUGAAGUGUGGAAAGUGCUUCUCUUCAAAUGGCUACCUAACUGCACAUAAAAGGAUUUGCACAGGGGAGAAGUUAUAUAAAUGCAUGGAAUGUGGUCAGUGCUUCUGUCAGAAUUGUGACCUAACUGAACAUCAAAAGAUUCACACAGAGGAGAAGCCAUAUAAAUGCUUGGAGUGUGGAAAGUGCUUCUCUCGGAAUUGUGACCUAACUAAACAUCGAAAGAUUCACACAGGGGAGAAAGCAUAUAAAUGCUUGGAGUGUGGAAAGUGCUUUUCUCGGAACGCCCACCUUACUGUACAUCAAAGGGUUCACUCAGGGGAGAAGGGAUAUAAAUGCUUGGAGUGUGGAAAGUGCUUCUCUCAGAAUGGCCACCUUACUCUACAUCAAAGGGUUCACUCAGGGGAGAAGCCAUAUAAAUGCUUCGAGUGUGGAAAGUGCUUUUCUCGGAAAGACAGCCUAACUACACAUAAAACCAUUCACUCAGGGGAGAAGCCAUAUAAAUGCUUAGAAUGUGGAAAAUGCUUCUCUCAGAAUGGCCACUUAACGAUUCAUCAAAAGAGUCACAUAGGGGAGAAGCCAUAUAAGUGCUUGAAGUGUGGAAAGUGCUUCUCUCUCAAUGGUUGCCUAGCUAGACAUCAGAAAGUUCACACAGGGGAGAAGCCAUAUAAAUGCUUGGAGUGUGGAAAGUGCUUUUCUCGGAAUACCAGCCUAACUGUACAUGGAAAGAUACACUCAGGGGAGAAGCCAUAUAAAUGUUUGGAGUGUGGAAAGUGCUUCUAUCGGAAUAGGGAUUUAACUAAACAUCACAAUGUUCACACAGGUGAGAAGCCAUAUAAAUGCUUGGAGUGUGGAAAAUGUUUCUCCCUGAAUGGCACCCUACGUAGACAUCAGAAGGUUCACACAGGGGAGAAGCCAUAUAAAUGUUUGGAGUGUGGAAAGUGCUUCUCUUGCAGCGGUGAUUUAACUAAACAUCAGAAGGUUCACAUAGGGGAGAAGCCAUAUAAAUGCUUGGAGUGUGGAAAAUGCUUCUCUCGGAAUGACAACCUAACAGCACAUCAAAAAGUGCACACAGGGGAGAAGCCAUAUAAAUGCUUGGAGUGUGGAAAGUGCUUUUCUUGGAAUGCCCACCUUACUGUACAUGAAAGGGUUCACUCAGGGGAGAAGCCAUAUAAAUGCUUGGAGUGUGGAAAGUACUUCUUAAAGAAUAGCAGCCUAACUGCACAUCAAAGGAUUCACGUAGGGGAGAAGCCAUAUAAAUGCUUGGAGUGUGGAAAGCGUUUUUCUCUGAAUGACACCCUAAGAAGACAUAGAAAGGUUCACACAGGAGAGAAGCCAUAUAAAUGCUUGGAGUGUGGAAAGUGCUUUUCUCUGAAUGACACCCUAAAGAAACAUAAGAAGAUUCACACAGGAGAGAAGCCGUAUAAAUGCUUGGAGUGUAGAAAGUGCUUCUCAGAGAAUAGCAGCCUAGCUGCACAUCAAAUGAUUCACACAGGGGAGAAACCAUUUGAAUGUUUGGAGUGUGGAAAGUGCUUCUCUCGAAAUGGUGAUUUAACUAAACAUCAUAAGAUUCACGCAAGGGAGAAGCCAUAUAAAUGCUUGGAGUGUGGAAAGUGUUUUUCUCUUAAUGGCACCCUAAAUAGACAUCAGAGAGUUCACAUGGGGAAGACACCAUAUAAAUCACUAGAUCGUGGAAAGUGCUUAUCAAAGAAAAGCCCCCUAACUGCACAUCAAAGGCUUCCAACAGCAGAGAAGCCAUAUAAAUGCUUGGAGUGUGGAAAGUGCUUUUCUUGGAAUGGUGGCCUAAGUAGACAUCAAAGGGUUCACACAGGGGAGAAACCGUAUAAAUGUUUGGAGUGUGGAAAGUGCUUCUCUCAGAUUGGCACUCUAAGUGCACAUCGAAAGGUUCACACAGGGGAGAAGCCAUAUCAGUGUUUGGAGUGUGGAAAGUGCUUUUCUAAGAAUAGCAACUUGACUGUUCAUCAAAAGAUUCACACAGGGGAGAAGCCGUAUAAAUGUUUGGAGUGUGGAAAGUGCUUCUCUCAGACUGGCACGCUAAGUGCACAUCAAAAGGUUCACACAGGGGAGAAGCCAUAUCAAUGUUUGGAGUGUGGAAAAUGCUUUUCUAAGAAUAGCAACCUGACUGCUCAUCAAAAGAUUCAUACAGCGGAGAAGCCUUAUAAAUGCUUGGAGUGUGAAAAGUGCUUAUCUCAGAACGAAAAACUGACUUCACAUGAAAAGGUUCACAAAGGGGAGGAGCUGUAUAAAUGCUUGGAGUGUGAAAAGUGCUUCUCUCAGAUUGGCACCCUAUGUGCACAUCAAAAGGUUCACACGGGGGAGAUGCCAUUUAAAUGUUUGGAACGUGGAAAGUGCUUUUCUAAGAAUAGCAACCUGACUGCCCAUCAAAAGAUUCAUGCAAGGGAGAAACCAUAUAAAUGCUUGGAGUGUGGAAAGUGUUUUUUGCUUAAUGGCACCCUAAAUAGACAUCAGAAGGUUCAUCUGGGGGAGAAGCCAUAUAAAUCAUUGGAGCGUGGAAAGUGCUUAUCAAAGAAAAGCACCCUAACUGCACUUCAAAGAGCUCCCACAACAGAAAAGCCGUAUCAAUGCUUUGAGUGUGGAAAGUGCUUUUCUUGGAAUGAUGGCCUAAGUAGACAUCAAAGGGUUCACACAGGGGAGAAGCCGUACAAAUGCCUGGAGUGUGGAAAGUGCUUCUCUCGGAAUGACAAGCUGACUGCACAUGAAAAGGUUCAUACAGGGGACAAGCCGUAUAAAUGCUUGGAGUGUGAAAAGUUCUUCUCUCGGAAUGACAAACUGACUGCACAUGAAAAGGUUCACAGGGGGGAGGAGCCAUAUAAAUUCUUGGUGUGUGGAAACUACUUUUCCCAGAAUGACAACCUUUUGUCAUUCAUUCAGAGUCAAAGUGUCUCCUUAUACCACAUGAUUCACAUAGAAAAUCCAUCCAAUCACAGUUAGCAUGUACGAAACAGGUUAAAGUGGGUAUCCUUGCCAGUUUGUAGCCCUGACCUCUUUCAUAGUAGCUGCCCUGGAUGAAAUCCAUCUCCAUACCUUUUGACUCCUUUCUGUCCAUGCCUUCUUAUUUUCCUCAAGCAAAUAAAUGUAGCACCUGGUUGAGGAAAACCUACAUAUUUUUCCAUAAAACUCUCCUGUGUUCCUCUGCAAAACCCUGCUAUGUUAAAGUAUCAUUCACUAAGGUGGUGAAAUUGAUUAGUACCUAAUAUUACCUCUUAGAAAAUGAAGAGUCUCAUAAUUUUCCUGCAGGAACUUAUUGCAAUCUGAGAAAAUGUGAUAACUGUGAAUUAAAUUUCAUGGAGGGCCAUUCUUCCAGUGACUGCUAGCCAUGGUGCCUAAAGGGAAUCUGCACAUUCAGAGGCAGUCAACCUCUGAGGGAAAUACCUUAUUUUCUUUCCUUUGUUGUUGGUCCUCAAAAGGAAUUGGUUGUCCCCUGUGUGAGAUGGUUUGUUGCGCUAGACGGAGGACUGAUGUGAAUAAGGUUAUGUUUCUAAAUACCUGUCCUCCUCUUGAAAGACCAAUGGCCAAUGUAAGCUAUCUUCUAUAUCCAAUAGGCUUACCAUAUCCCUUUGUAAGAAUGCUGUUCCAUGAAGCUGGAAUAUCUUUGGAAAUUUGAUAGAAUAUACUUGGGGACCUUCUGGCCUUGAAUCCUUAUUUCUGGCUGCUGUUUGCUUGUUUUGGGGUGUAUUGUAAAAUGCAUCCCCAUUCAAUAGCAUCACUUUGUGUUUCACACCAGAAGCAGAGUUGUAUAUUGGAGUGAAACCAAGGCCCCUUCCGCACAGGCAAAAUAAUGUGUUUUCAAACCACUUUCACAACUGUUUGCAAGUGGAUUUUGCUAUUCCGCACUGCUUCAAAGAGCACUGAAAGCAGUUUGAAAGUGCAUUAUUCUGCAUGUCCCCACCCAAGAAUGCCACUGUCAGUUGGCAACCAUGUGUGUUGUGGAGAUCUUGGGAGUAAGGGUCAGCAAAGGGUGGCAGGAUUGAGAACUUCCAGGAGAAGGGGAGGUCAAAGUCCCAAGCAGGAGGAAUUGUGUGUCUGGCACAGACUUUAGUGCUGAGUAAGAAACCAGAUAGAAGAGCAGGCUGGGAGUCCUUGCACUCUGAAGGAACUUUGAAUUGAGUGAGACAUUGGAGGCAAGAUCCCUACUUAGAAAAAUAUUUGGUAGUUCCUGCUGGGACCUCAUGAUCUUGGCCUCUCUGUAGGAAGGCUUCACUCUGCAGGAAAGGGGAGGAGCCUGAAACUACCCAAAAGGACCAUCAGUAGGGCCCCUGCCUGAAGCAGCCCUUGAACCCAGAGAGGAGGAAAUGGGAGGAUGGACCUUUUGGUUGUAGCAGGAUUGAUCAAGGCAAGAGUUGACUGCUAUACAGGGUGAGAGUGCAGUUAAAGUGACUUAUGUGCAUUUCUCUGGCUUGUGGGUUUUCUGUGUGGGAGGAUAGAAUACUCAGUGGGGUGGUGGCCCUGGGGUGGGUACACUGCGGUCUUUCAUUUCCACAAUCCAUUUGGUAAUACUCAUUAAUUACAGUUCUUUAUGCAUAUAGUUGUGAGAAGGUGGCGUAUAAAUGAUAAAUCAAUUAAUAAAAUGGUUGAAAGCAACUGUUAUGAUUA